[Torrubiella] hemipterigena is the source of this 3864-nucleotide messenger RNA. NCBI's taxonomy places the organism in Eukaryota, Fungi, Ascomycota, Sordariomycetes, Hypocreales, Clavicipitaceae. The record is from the annotation of a GenBank genome assembly.
CUGACGUACAUGGAGAAGCUGACGACAGCUUCCACAGUCGCAAACCUGCAUUUACCGCCACAGCCGCAACACAAACCCGCCAUCGCCUAUCCGCUGAUUGUGUCUCCGAUACAAGGGCCAAAGGAUAGUCGGUCAUUGACAGAGGCAAACGUCUUGAUUACCCCUCUCCUACCAAAUCCGGCUGGAUCUCCUAUUCACAAUCCCAGCGCCCGGCUGCGAAGCUAGGUUGGACGUCGAAGAUGUCAUCCCUUCGUACCUCCGAUCAUGUCAAAUCGGACCAGGAACUCGCCAUCAGUAUCAAAAAGGCCACUAGCAAUGACGAGAUCUCGCCCAAGCGCAAGCACGUCCGAGCAUGCAUCGUCUACACCUGGGACCACCGAUCGUCGUUGGCAUUCUGGGCCGGAAUAAAAGUCCAACCUAUCCUAGCCGACGAAGUGCAGACCUUCAAGGCUCUCAUCACGAUCCACAAAGUCCUCCAGGAAGGCCACCCUAGCGCUUUGAAGGAGGCUAUGAACAACAGAGGAUGGAUCGAUGGCUUGAACAGAGGAAUGAGCGGAGAAGGCGUUCGUGGCUACGGUCCCUUGAUUCGCGAAUACGUCUACUUCCUCCUGGCCAAGCUGUCUUUCCACCAGCAGCACCCCGAAUUCAACGGCACAUUCGAGUACGAAGAAUACAUCAGCUUGAAGGCUAUCAAUGAUCCGAACGAAGGCUACGAAACGAUCUCAGAUCUCAUGGUUCUGCAGGAUAAGAUUGAGCAGUUCCAGAAGCUAAUCUUCUCUCACUUCCGUAAUGUUGGAAACAAUGAGUGCCGCAUCGCCGCUCUUGUCCCUCUGGUGCAUGAGAGUUAUGGUAUCUACAAGUUUAUCACAAGCAUGCUUCGCGCAUUGCAUUCAAUUACGGGAGAUGACGAGGCUCUCGAGCCCCUCCGACAACGAUACGAUGCACAGCACUACCGUCUUGUUAAGUUCUACUACGAAUGUUCGAACCUGCGUUACCUCACCAGUCUCAUUACAAUUCCCAAGUUGCCAAAUGACCCACCAAACCUAUUGGCAGAGGACGAGAAUGCCCCCAAGCUGCCAGCAAGACCGAAGGGCGAGAUUGAACGAGCCCCGUCGCCGGUGAAAGAGCCCAAGUCUGAGGAGCCUGAUGAGAUUUCCGAAUUUUGGAAGACUGAGUUGGAUCGACAAAACCGCGAGUACGAGGAACAGCAGAGAGUGCUCGAAGCUCAGCAGCAGGCGUCGCUCCUUGCACAACAGCAAGCUCAGCUUCAAGCACAGAGGGACUUUGAGGAACAACAGCGAAAGUUGAUGGAGCAACAACAAAGAGAAAAGGAAGCGUUGAUGGCCCAGCAAGCUCAAUGGCAAACUCAAGGACGUCUGGCGGAGCUUGAGCGAGAGAACUUGAACGCUCGUGCUCAGUACGAGCAAGAUCAGCUGACAUUGCAGCAGUACGAUGCACGUGUGAAAGCCUUGGAGGGUGAACUGGCGCAAAUUCAGAACAGCUUCGGCCAACAACUGGGUAGCAAAGACGAGCAAAUCCGUGCGCUACAAGAGCAAGUCAACACAUGGCGCAGCAAGUACGAAGCUUUGGCGAAGUUGUACUCUCAACUACGCCACGAGCACUUGGAUCUGCUGCAAAAGUUCAAGGCUGUUCAACUCAAGGCCGCCAGUGCCCAGGAAGCAAUCGACAAACGCGAAAAGCUUGAGAGAGAAAUCAAGACCAAGAACCUCGAGCUUGCCGAUAUGAUCCGUGAGCGUGACAGAGCUCUGCAUGACAAGGACCGCCUCAGUGGCAGCAACAAGGACGAGCUUGAGAAGCUGAAGCGCGAACUUCGCAUGGCCAAUGACCGUGCGGAUAACUUGGAGCGCAGCAAGGGUAACGAGCUGUCCACCAUGUUGGCCAAAUACAACCGCGAAAUGAGCGACCUCGAAGAAGCUCUACGCAACAAGUCCAAGGCCCUUGAUGAUGCCCAUUCCUCCCUUCGCGAUGGAAGCUCUGAUCUAGAGCAGCUCCUCCGUGAAAAGGAGGAAGAGCUCGAGGUUUACAAGGCCGGCAUGGACCAAACGCUUAUUGAGCUCAACGACUUGAAGCAAAACCAGGGCACAAGCGACGAUUUGCUGGAUGGCCAACUGGAUGCUUUGAUUAUGGCCAAUUUGGAGAAGAUUAACGACAUUAUUGAUUCCGUGUUGCAAGCCGGAGUUGUUCGUGUGGAUGAUGCUCUGUACGAGCUGGACUCUUCCAUGCAAGCUGGUAACCAAAAUGCUUCGCCGUCCUUUGUUUUGUCACAAAUCGAAAAGGCUGCGUCCAGCGCCAUGGAGUUUGCUACGUCUUUCAACAACUUCAUUGCAGAUGGCCCGAACAGCACCCAUGCCGAACUCAUCAAGUCUAUCAACGUCUUUGCAGGCGCCAUGGCUGAUGUAUGCACCAACACCAAGGGUCUCACACGACUGGCAACCGACGACAAGAAGACGGACUCUUUGAUGAACGGAGCUCGCCAGUCUGCCCAGGCGACAGUCCAAUUCUUCCGUGGCCUGAUGAGCUUCCGACUGGAGGGAAUGGACGCGCUUCAAAAGACGGACGUAGUGAUCAACAGCAGUACCGAUGUCCAGAUGAACCUUCAGAAGCUAAACAAGCUCGUGGAAGCUUUCGCACCUGGCUUUGGCAAGCUGACGAACAACAAGGGAGACUUGGGAGACCUUGUAGACUCUGAGUUGUCCAAGGCAGCCGAUGCUAUUGCUGCUGCAGCUGCCCGCCUUGCCAAGCUGCGCAACAAGCCGCGAGAUGGGUACUCUACGUACGAGCUCAAGGUGCACGAUUCCAUCCUUGAUGCCGCGACCGCCAUUACCAAUGCUAUUGCGGAACUGAUCAAGGCGGCAGCCCUGACACAGCAAGAAAUUGUCCAGGCUGGACGUGGCUCGUCGUCAAGAACGGCAUUUUACAAGAAGAACAACCGCUGGACCGAGGGACUCAUCUCGGCCGCCAAGGCUGUCGCCUCCUCUACUAACACACUGAUUGAGACUGCUGAUGGUGUCUUGUCGAACCGCAACAGCCCCGAGCAGCUUAUUGUUGCGUCCAACGAGGUUGCUGCCUCCACAGCUCAGCUUGUUGCCGCCAGCCGUGUCAAGGCCGGCUUCAUGUCCAAGAACCAGGAUAGACUUGAGCAGGCCAGCAAGGCGGUUGGCGUUGCUUGCAGAUCGCUGGUUCGCCAGGUACAGGAGCUCAUCAAGCAGCGCGGCCAGGAGGAAGAGCAAGUGGAUUACUCAAAGCUCGGCAGUCACGAAUUCAAGGUCCGGGAGAUGGAGCAACAGGUCGAAAUUCUUCAGCUGGAGAACGCCCUCGUAGCUGCACGUCACCGACUGGGAGAAAUGCGCAAGAUUUCCUACCAAGAGGAAUGAUUGCGACCGCGUAAAGACGGCAAGGAAGAAGUAGUUAUUGCAUCCGGGUGCAACACUGUUGCAGACUGAUAAAUCAUGUGACGAUACGUUGUGGUGUUGCAUGGACUAUACGGAAGAAAGACAGUAGAGCUGAUACUGGCUGCAGCGGAUGCAGGCGGGCAAUGUCCGGCCGGCUGUGCGCUGCAUGCAAAGGCGGGACGAGGAAGAGGCGGCUAUGUAUGUUCGCUGCAAGCAAGCUAUAUACAAAUUUCCAAUUUCAGACGUUGUUUGUUUUAACCACUAUUUUUGUUCUUGUGUCUUUUUCUUUGUCGCCCACCACCCACUGAACUCUCUCUUACAACAUCAUCACCUUCCACCGCAACUCAACAGUUUUUGCUGCAAUAAUAAUAAAAGGACCAUUUUUAACGGACUUAGUGACAAGCCCAGAAUUCCUCGGAUUUUUAUCAUGCCCAAAACAGACAAACAUCCC